Drosophila arizonae is the source of this 302-nucleotide messenger RNA. RefSeq lists its product as uncharacterized. The record is from RefSeq and is a predicted model, not a curated record. Lineage: Eukaryota; Metazoa; Arthropoda; Insecta; Diptera; Drosophilidae.
AGCUACGCAACGAGUUUCAGUUCUGUUCUGCUCACUAUCCAAACGCCCUCAACAUGUACAAGCUGUUGGUCUUGCUGUCGCUGUGCGUGGCGAUUGCCUAUGCGGCACCUGGACUGCUGCAUGCCACACCGAUUCUGGGCAGCUCCUCGUACCUGGGCUGGCCGGGACAGACGCUGCAGACGGUGCAGGUGGUGCGCCCCAUUUGGCCCACACACAGCAUUGUGCGGCCCAUUGGACGUGGCUACGGCUGGCUUUAAAUGAGCAGCGGUCAUCCAAGGCGAAAGGCCUGAAAUAAAAUAAAU